GCUUCCCUCCCUCCUCUUUCUUCACUUCCUGCAGUGGCAGUGUUGUGCUGCUGUCUGUUCGGCUGGUAAACAUGGCUACUGCUGGAGCAGCUGGCGACGACCUGAGGAAAGAGCUCACAUGUGCAAUUUGUCUGGACUUCUUCAAAGACCCUGUUAUACUGAAAUGCGGGCACAAUUUCUGUCGGUUUUGCAUCUGCAUGCACUGGGAUGAAAAUGGCGGAGACUACGGAUAUCAGUGCCCUCAAUGCCGAACGGUGUUCAACAAGAGGAGCUUCACUAAAAACUACCUGGUUCAGAACCUGGUCGCUAAACUGAACGAUUUGGAGUGUCUGGGGUCUUGCCCUACACCAUCUCAACCCGUUAAAGUAGAUGGAAAGUGUGACCAACAUGGAGAGGAGCUGAAAUUGUACUGCCAGACUGAUAAAAGGCCCAUCUGUGUGGUCUGCAGGGAAUCUAGAGCACACAGACACCAUGAGGUAGCGCCAGUGCCCGAAGUUGUGAAGGACAUGAAGAUGGAGUUGAAACUGAGGCUAAUGGAGCUCAACUGGCAGAAGUCUCAAUGUGUAAAAGUUAUAACCGCUGAUGAGCGCACCAGAAGUGAAGUGAGGUCGAAGAAACAGAGACUCAAGGAGAAGAUUGAGGCAGAUGUUGGUGCCUUGGUCCAAUUCUUGCUAGAUGAGCGAGACUCCCUGCUUGAGAGCCUGGAUGCGGAGGAAGUGGCCUCCAUGGCCGUCAUAGACGAGAACUUGAAGAUUGUGGAGACAGAGGUGGCAGCUGUGGAUAAAGCUAUUGCUGAUAUCCACAGCCACAUCAGUGGGAAAACUAGCUUUGAGAGCCUUGCUGAGACAUUCCAUGAAUACAUCCAUUGCAAGCCUUUCACAUCUCUGGACACUGUUAAUUGUCCGACUGAAUUCACACACUUCUCAGGGCCCUUCCAGCUGAUCAUGUGGAAGAAGAUGAUGCACGUGCUGCAUACCAUGCCUCAGAACCUCACCUUAGACCCAGACACGGCUCACCCAAACCUGCUUAUCUCAGACUUUGACACCAAAGUGGAGGAGGGCCGUGUUCGGAACCAGGAACCAGACAUGCCAGCCCGUUUCACCAGGUUCUGUGGUGUCCUUGCCACAGCCCAGUAUGCCAGUGGACAGCACUACUGGGAAGUGGAUGUGAAGGACAAAGGUGUGUGGUACCUGGGAGUCACCACUGAGUGCAGCAAUAGGAAGGGCUUCGUUAGCCUCACUCCCUCCGCAGGAUACUGGAGCCUGUCUCUGCAGGACCGGCUGUAUGCCAACGGAGAGGACGGGCGCAUCCCUGUCGCCGACUACUGGAACUCUCCUCGGGUCGGCGUGUACCUGGACUAUGACAAUGGGCGCCUUAGUUUCUAUGACGCGGUCACAAUGAAGAGAUUGUACAUGUUUGACACAUGCUUUGAAGAGCCGGUCUAUCCUUUCUUCAGCCCAGGAAAGAAUGAUCCAGGCAGCAGGCUGCAGAUAUGUCACUAUUACUGAGAGAGCUGCGAUAAGUGUUUUAAAUCUAGUUCUAAAGGAUAAACUCUGUAUGCCAGUGUUUUCAGAUAUGUAGGCUCAUACCCUUACUACUGUGGCUGGGGGGUUUUGGAGAGGUGCUUUGUUGUCACUGUGUCUGCUGGGAUGCAGAUGCUCUCAUUGAUUAGAGCAGCUCUUCUCCUUAUAGCAACCACUAUGCCAUACUAGUGUACAUUUACUCAUAUGGGCAAAUUAUUUGCCAGGCAGGGUCAGUGCUGUUGCCUUGUUGGGUAGAACUUAAAGGAAAUAUGACCUCAUUAUCACAUUGAGGGGAUCUUAGCCGUUAACUGUCAUUCAUUUUAGACCGAAGAACAGUCAGUUUAGUGCUGUUAGUGGUCAGAAUUAUUUGACUGAAAUUGGCCGCCAUGUACUGGGAUUUCAGCUCCCAGACAAUGAUUAGACUUUCAGAAAGGAAUGGCUCAGGUUGUAUGUUUUUGUUGACGUUAACGUCAGUACAGACAUUUGAUCAUUAGCCUUUUUAAAAUCACCUUUUAUCUAUACUUUGUUUUAAAUUCCGUACAUUUUUGAAAUUGCAAAUUCCUCUGUAUAUUGCUCUGAGUCACAUUUUGUGCCUAUUUUUUUUGUGAGCAGUGAUACUGAAGGUAUGACUACAUUCCAUUUCGCUUUGUUCAAGGUAUUUAAAAAAAAAAAAAUCAAACCUUUUUUUUCAGUCUGCUUAAAUGAGCAGGUAAAAGACAAAGCAACCAUUUUCAUAUGUUAUACAAGAAUUAAGCUUUACAGCUUAAUGUCCCCAUGUAUGUUGUCGUUUAACGGGUGAACCGGUAGACGUGUUUUACUUUAAAGACAUUCCAUCAACAGCCAAGAGCCUGGGGGACUUGACUGAAAUGUAAACCUAUGGAAUGCUGAAUGAAAGUUUUAUUACAUGUUCAUGUUUUUUGUUUGCAUUUACAUAUUCCCGCAGCAUUUCCUUAAUUAUAUUCCUUUAAGUAGUCCUCCUUUUUAUAUUUUUAAUUGCUAGUUGUUGAGUUUGUCCUGGUGCUACAAAUUGGUUCUGUCAUUUUUAGGUCAAUUAUCCAACUCUUUCCAUUGGAAUUUCUGUUUUUCAUCUGGACAUUCAUAAACUUAUGAUUUUAAACCUUGCUUUAUUUGAGAUGAUUAUCUUUUUAUGUUUUCUCCUGCAGUUUUCCACAGUGUUAUGGACCUACAAGUUGGAUAUUUGCUAUCUUACAGGGUUGUACGUUUUUUUUAUUAUGUAUUUAUUUUCAAAUGAUUUAUGAACGACGAGCAUAGAAACAUUUAACUACACGAGCAGUGAUAUUUGAGACUGGCCAUUCCUCCAGCCAAUUUCAAGCUGCUCCUUUUCUUUAAGUUUAUUUUCACACAUCUAAGGUGUUAUGACUGCAAAACACUGUACUUUUUAACUUGGAGUAUUUGCUGAUCCAUGUUUUGUCUAAGAUGCUGUACCUCAUUUAAUACAUAAACAUUACAUUACUUAGUUUCAUUCAUGUAUUCAGCUUAGCAGUGUUUGGGCUGUGUCUCAAGUAUGACCCCUAAUCUCUGUAGUCCCAGUUUGUUGCCAUUUCACCUGCUUUAAAUGUGCUUAGUGUUUCUCAGACUUUACAAGAAUAAAAGGGGACACAUCAUUGUUUUAUUUUCCUUAAAGCCUCUAUUAUCCACUUGUGUA
Perca flavescens (yellow perch) is the source of this 3189-nucleotide messenger RNA. RefSeq names its product tripartite motif containing 47 (gene trim47). Lineage: Eukaryota; Metazoa; Chordata; Actinopteri; Perciformes; Percidae. Gene Ontology annotation, molecular function: protein binding; zinc ion binding. The coding region runs from base 72 to 1508 and encodes 478 amino acids. The transcript has 8 exons. The record is from RefSeq and is a predicted model, not a curated record.